Messenger RNA from Maylandia zebra (zebra mbuna), 3023 nucleotides. RefSeq names its product equilibrative nucleoside transporter 2. Gene Ontology annotation, molecular function: nucleoside transmembrane transporter activity. NCBI's taxonomy places the organism in Eukaryota, Metazoa, Chordata, Actinopteri, Cichliformes, Cichlidae. Gene Ontology annotation, biological process: thymine transport; hypoxanthine transport; guanine transport. Gene Ontology annotation, cellular component: plasma membrane; basolateral plasma membrane. The record is from RefSeq and is a predicted model, not a curated record.
GCCUCUUUUUUAAGGAGGCGGGUUGUGCCGGUUAUUGUGCUAUAAAAUGCAUAGUGGCACGAUUUCUACAUUUCCCGCCAUGUGAAUGGACAGCAAACAUAUGUUUGGACCCUCUGGCUCACUGAACCUUUCCGCGAACAGCAGGCACAUUAUGUUAACAGCGUGACGGCAGCAUCGGUUUUUCGAGUCUAAACAAACUCCGACACCAGGAUGAAACGACGAACAGACGCCCCUCAGGACCGAUACUACAUGGUGGGACUCAUGUUCUUCAUUCUGGGCCUGGGAACGCUGCUGCCAUGGAAUUUCUUCAUGACAGCUUCACUGUACUUCCAACGUCGACUGGAGACAAAUGAAUCGAGCAACGGGACCGAGGUCGUCCGCAAAGAGUACUACUUCAACAACUGGAUGACUCUGCUGUCUCAGCUGCCUCUGCUGCUAUUUACCCUGCUCAACUCCUUCCUCUACCCGAGGAUAUCGGAGGCGAUACGUAUCGCAGGUAGCCUUGUUUUCAUCCUGCUGCUCUUCAUCCUCACAGCGGUUUUGGUCAAAGUGCCCAUGGAGGAAGACUGCUUCUUCUCGGUCACCAUGGCUACUAUCUGGUUCAUCAACUCGUUUGGUGCCGUGCUGCAGGGCAGUCUGUUCGGUCUUGUGGGGAUGCUGCCUCAGAAGUACAGCAGCAUCUUCAUGAGUGGCCAGGGCCUCGCUGGGACAUUCGCUGCCAUCGCCAUGCUAAUAGCCAUAGGAAGUAAAACGGACCACGAAACGGCAGCUUUGGGUUACUUCAUCACACCGUGUGUGGGGACGUUGCUCACACUCUUCAGCUACUUGGUGCUGCCACGCCUGGGGUUUGCUCAGUAUUAUUUGAAAAAAAGCAGCACGUACGAGGCAGACACCACAGACGAGCUGCUGAAAGAAAGCAGCAUGGUGGAAAAUGGCAAGCUGGCCGGGCAUGUUAACGGAUCGGCAAUCGGCAACUCGGCCAAAGGUAGCAGCGUCGCCGAGGCCGAGCCGAGGUCUGAUGGAACCAAGCAGGCCUUCCUGCCCCUGGAGCAGGUUGAGAGGGGGCAAGCCAAGGCCUCUGUUAUAGAGGUCUUUAAAAAGAUCUGGGUGAUGGCGUUCUGCGUCACCUUCGUUUUCACAGUCACUCUGUCUGUGUUCCCUGCCAUCACCGUAGAUGUGAAAACUACAUCCGAAGGAGAAAACUGGGAGAGCUAUUUUAUUUCGGUGUGCUGCUUCCUCAUUUUCAAUAUUAACGACUGGCUCGGCCGGACCAUCACCACAAAGAUACGCUGGCCCUCUAAAGAGUCCCGUCUCUUCCCGGUGCUGGUGAUCUCCAGAGUCGGGUUCAUCCCUCUGCUGAUGUUCUGUAAUGUCCAGAGCCGCAACUACCUUCCUGUUUUAUUUGAACACGACGCAGCAUUUUCUGUCAUCAUGGUUUUCUUCUCUCUGUCCAGCGGCUACUUCGUCUGCCUGUCCAUGUCCUACGCGCCACAGUUGGUGGAGCCUAAAGACGCAGAGACUGCAGGAGCCCUCAUGACCUUCUUCUUGGCUCUGGGUCUGUCCAUAGGAGCCGCCCUGUCCUUCCCCCUGCGGAAGUUGAUCUAGUUAAACACACACGAAGAGGAAAACGAAUGCCCCCGUCUGGCCGACCUUUCUGUUUUUUCUUUUUCUUUUUUCUUCCUGUUUCCUGCUUGCCUGGAAAUGUGCCCCACAGUGAGACUGGAACAAUCAUGGCUGAAGAACUGCUACUGUUUGGGAAUUGUUAGCUUCACUUCGAAAAGAGAAAGGGAAAUGCUUCAUGUUACUGAAAAGAACUGCUGCUCAUGUUACCUGCUGCUAAUCUGAGAAACAGGUUAGAAACAUUUCCUCCGUGGGAAGUCUUUUUUUUAUUUUUUUCUGAUCACUGUUGUGCAUUUCUACAUUUUGAGGUUUAUUUAUGUUUGAAAGAAAACAAAACAAAAAAAAAACAGUCAAAGUUAUUUCUGGGCAUUACCCUGUGCCAAUAACUUGUAGAUAAAGGGAGACUGAGAUUAAUUUUUACGGCGGUCAGAAAGACUUUUGUAUGAUAUACUGUAGGUCAUUUUUUUUCCACAGCUGAGACUGUGAUAUUUUCCUUUGUAUUGAGGACUUGGCUGAUGAGUUUUUUUUGUUUCCUUCCGUUAUUUCUGUAGUUUCUCUUCUUCAGGCCAGCAACUCCAUAGUUUGAGCUGAUGCUGCCAUCUGCUGGUCAAAAGUUUGAACUGACUUUUUUUUUUUCCUGCUUACAAACCUGAAAAGUUCUAAACAUAGGAAAUACUUAUCUGUAUUGCAAUCAGGAUGUAAAAUGCUACUGAAUGGCAGGGAGGUGGUUUGUUUGUUUGUUUGUUUGUUUUUUCAGGUAAAUGAAUUUUCUGUAGCUGUAACAUAGGAAUCAGAUGUGAUUGUUAGGGAAAUGACGAGAAACUUACUCUUAAUGCUGAUUCGUCAUUUUAUUUGUUACUUUUUACCAAUUUGAACGGUCAGAUAUUGGCCUUUGUAGACGAUUGUGCCAUGCUCCGCUUGCACACUGAUUUUAUAGUACUGCUCUUUGCUCAAAUGUAUCGAAGUGAAGAAAAAAAUUAACAUUAAUGUUACACUUGGGUUACGUGCACUGAAGUGCUCGACAAGUCUCUGUUUUUGUUAUCUUUCUGUAAUUGAAGACUAUAGAACAAUGAUGUGUUGAAAUGUGUGUCGUUUCAAAGUGAGCGAAGGGCCGAGAGCUCAAGCUGGGAGAAAUAUUCACGUUUUGUUUUUUUUAAUUUUUGUUUUUUUACUUGAUUUAUGCUGGAUUUACAUCCGACAGGAAAUGAACCAACACAGGCUGUGUCGUCAUCUUUAAAUAGGAACCUAAAAUAAGGCAACGUUGCGCCAAUGCCACUUCAGCAGGUGUGCGUUGUGUUGCAGUGGAAAGCAAAGAGUGGCAAUCAAGAACAAGAAUGUCUUUACUGUUUUCUAUAAACAAUCUAAACUGACUUGAAGUGAAGGCGUGCGUAUUUCUCUGCUAU